AUGUCGACCACCAAAUCAAAAGCGAUCGGUUUGACCGUAACCUCGUCGAAUACGUCCCGGCCAUCCCCGGUAAUUAAGAAGAUCUCGCCCAGCGGUAUUUGCACUGAGGACGUGUCCUUUGAAGCGUACAAGCAGCCGAAAAACAAAUCCAAGCGGCGCAGCUUCUCGCCCAUGGUGCACCAAAGCCGAAUACCGUCACCGGAACUGUCGCCCAUCGAGCUCAGUCAAACAUUCCGCAUCUCGCCACGGUACAACACACCCACAGCAAACGAGCGGAAGGACACAGCUGCUAAAACCUAUCUACUAGCCAAAUCAUUUCGACCAGUUAAGAAACCCUCCCGGGAGGAGGAUGUGUACGUUGUAACACCGAUUGCCAAGCGGGAACUCGAGCAUCGCAUCUGCGUGUCUAAUAUACUAAAGGACAUGAACCUCUCGAAGUACAUUCGCAUCUUCACCAAUGAGGAGAUUAACUUUGACGUAUUCCUUACACUGUGCGAGAAAGACCUGCACGAAAUCGGUAUCCACUGUCAGGAGGACAUAGAGAAAAUUUUGUCCAAGAUUGCCGACUACAACAUGGGCACAGAGAACUGA
Molecule: messenger RNA, 591 nt
Organism: Anopheles nili
Lineage: Eukaryota; Metazoa; Arthropoda; Insecta; Diptera; Culicidae
Exons: 3
Coding region: 1-591 (196 amino acids)
Molecular function (GO): protein binding
Source: RefSeq, a predicted model, not a curated record